Molecule: messenger RNA, 504 nt
Organism: Anisakis simplex (herring worm)
Lineage: Eukaryota; Metazoa; Nematoda; Chromadorea; Rhabditida; Anisakidae
Source: the annotation of a GenBank genome assembly
AUGUGUGAUGCACCGAAAGUGGAUGCGAUAAAGGGUAAUGAUGGUCUGGCGGUGAUGUUCGUCACUCAGAUUGUUCGCGGGCUGGUUUCGUUGCGCUCAUUCGACAUCUACGAGCCAGUAGUGUACGUUUGUGGACGAGUUAGUCUACCGAGUGAGUGCCCGGGCAGGGAGAAACCAGGCGCUGUGUUGCCUUUUGUUAUCUUGUAUAGUGAUCUGUAUUUGGAUGGUGAGAGUACGCCAACGAAUCUGUGCAUUGAUAUGCGUAAGAUGGGAAGUGUGGCACGUUUUGCGCGUCGUUCGUGUCAUCCGAAUGUGAAACUGCAACAUUUCUUCUGUGGUGGUAAACUGCAUAUUAUUGCGAGUGCAACGGAAAAAGUUGAACGUGGUGAUGAGGUGAGUAGUCGAAUGGUUGUUGUUUUUUUUUGCAACACAGUGAUGAUUGAUCUCAAAUUGUUAUCAAUAGCAGCCAUGGCAUGUUUGAUCCUUUCAUCGCUAUUUUGUUGA